AUGUCGGGGGACCAGCCCUAUCGCUCCGCGGAUGAUGAAAUAAAAGAUCCCAAGUUCAUUAACGAACAGACACAUAACUCCGGUCAAUCUUCAAUCGACCAACGAUUGAAGCGGCUUAGGGAAGAAAUCCUUCCGUUCUACCCCUUCCUUCUCACUGUUCCCACUGAUGUGCCUUUCCGCCUGGGGAGUCGCUUUGUCAACAACUGGGCUGUGGGUAAUGACGGGCCGUUUACACCGGAGGAGCAACAACUACAAUAUAUGACAUUCCUUACACAUCACGAAGGGGAUUCCUUGCUAGUGGCUGUGGGUGACUGGUCUGACGCGACAGGAAACGUCAUGUCCGACCAGCGUUCCGGAGGCCAGAGUGCUGCAAGCACACCAUCCAACAACUCGGUGAAGAAAAAGAUAACUUUUAACGACUACAGGAACAGAAGGAAGAGUGGCGCCUCCGCUUCCCCUGUCGGCCCUGAAGUCAGUAAGCAAAGCACCUCAGUCCUUGAUACCCCCGAAGCAAGUCAGCGAGCUGCUAGGGCUAGCCUUCCUAGCAAUGACUCGCAAAAGCCCGCGGGAAAACCUCCCGUCCAAUCGCGAGCUGCGUCUAACUCGGGGGGCAUCGAGCGCAAGCGCCCGUUUGUCGAUGGCACCUCCGAUUCUUCGAGGUCACAGCAUAAGGUCGCGGCCCCCAAAAAGCCGAGGAUAUCUCCGAGUCCUGCAAAGACCGAGCGGCUGAAGGGUAACGGCUUGCCUGCUCUCCUGUCACCGACCCUUCCCCCUACUUCAAACAGUCCAAGACUGCCUCGGCUUCUGUCUCCUACUCUUCCGCCUGAUAUUGAGAAGGAAUUAGCUGGGCUUGGAGAAGGCCCCCUGGGCCUAGGAUCAUCACAAAGCGACGGCGCUUCGAAUAAUGAUUUAUCAUCGGGAUCAAAAAUCCAGAAGGCCAAAUCUGCCGUUCACGCUUCGUCACAGCCAGACUCAACACACUCUUCGGGCUUGCAUAGCAAGCAAUUUUAUCAUGGAAAUGACAAACGACGGCCCUCAAGCACGGAUGUCUCAACUUUGGACAAUUCUCUGGCCUCCAAAGGUAAUCCAAAAAACCAUGUCGGAAAUACGAUGUCAAGAUCAAUCGGCUCGCCACCGGUUCUACAGGAUGCUUCGGCUAGAGCGCAGUUGGUCGUGAAAUUGAAAUAUGGAAGAUCAAACCGGAAGCGGAUCGAGGCUCUCCUGAAAUUUUCUGGCAAAAAGAAGCCGGCCCCGCCGGGGUCACCUGUGAAGAGUGCACUAGACAUUGAGCCCUCUCAGACUCAGAAAGCCAGGCAGGCGGCAGCGAAGGCUCCAGCGUCGGAACAUCCCGAUCACAACAAGCCACAACGGUUGGAAGGGAAAGGGAAGCAUAUGGGCACAAUUACCGUCUCUCGGGAGCACUCAAAAGUCCCUGAAAAGCCUCAAACGCCUAUGUCUUUCUCCUCAAACCUGGCUGUAAAUCCAUCAGACAGAUCGAAAGCUAGUUCAACGACGCCGGUAAAAGACCCUAAGUCUUCUGCCAGCCGGUUUGAUCCAUACAGCGGCAAUGACGGAAAGCCGUCUUCUCAUCCAGCCGUCAAGCGCCCCGGUAAUUCGGCCACUCCUACAAAACUCGCAUCUCCGCAAUCGACUAAUACGGCAUCACGUCAAUGCGACCGUCGAGCUUGGAAAGAUGAGUAUCAGAAAUAUUCAAACCUGGGACGUGAUUUAAAGCAUGCUGCGGAGCGGCACACAGCCAAAGAUCACGUAACUACCGUUGAUGAAAAACUCGCGGCCGCUACAGCAAUUGAGGCUAUUCUUUGCUUCAUCGUGGCAUUUGUUGCCGAUGAUCAAUCCAAAGCGCUAUCCCGGCAAACUGCAGAUUCGUCUUCCUGGCUAUCUAUCCUCGCAUAUUGGCGUGUUGUGAAAAAGAAUAGCACUCCCUAUCCGCGCCUGCAUAGCCUCUGCCUCAUACUUGGUGCUGUCUCUUAUGAUGCCAUUCACGCACUUGAUCUUGAGCGACUUGCCGCCACACCUUUACCUGGGGAGAACACGCCAGCGCCCACUCCAGGGAGCGAUGAAAACCCUGCUGCAUCGGAAGACCAUAAGAAGAGCCGGAAAGAGUUUGUGGAGCUGAAGAAUAGACCGCACGAGUGCUAUAGAGAAUCCCAGAAGUUAUGGCUCGAAGGCUCACGCGGUCUUUGCGAAGAUGUUCUUUCGCGUGAGUUUCCAAGUACCUGGUCUAAACGAUCCAAGAAUUUCUCAGAGUUGGGAAGGCAACGCUUGAGAGCUGGCGACUAUUCUGGCGAAUUUUUUUUGCCAGUUGGACGGACCAACACCCCCCUAGAGGUAGUCCGGUUCAGUCACGCAUUUCUGAGUGAGUGGUGCGCCAAGGAAGGUGUGGGAUGGAACAGCCGACUCAAGCUGUAA
Aspergillus luchuensis is the source of this 2430-nucleotide messenger RNA. RefSeq lists its product as uncharacterized. NCBI's taxonomy places the organism in Eukaryota, Fungi, Ascomycota, Eurotiomycetes, Eurotiales, Aspergillaceae. Bases 1 to 2430 code for a protein of 809 amino acids. The transcript has a single exon. The record is from RefSeq and is a predicted model, not a curated record.